Molecule: messenger RNA, 2516 nt
Organism: Rosa rugosa (rugosa rose)
Lineage: Eukaryota; Viridiplantae; Streptophyta; Magnoliopsida; Rosales; Rosaceae
Product: cyclic nucleotide-gated ion channel 1-like
Exons: 7
Coding region: 404-2311 (635 amino acids)
Source: RefSeq, a predicted model, not a curated record
UGGUUUGACAGUACUACAAAAAAAUUUCUCCAUCAACACGGAAAAAAAAACAAGAAGAAGAAGAGAACAAAGAACCCAUCCAUUUGAUGCAAUUUAAUAAUGAUUUUCAAAAUUCCUCAUUGGCUCAUUAUUACCAUUAUCGUGGACGUGCUGACUCUAAAACAGCUUUAUAAGAUAAAUAUCUGAGCAAACCAGUGUGCUACAGUUGGCCCCUUCCAGAAGAAGAUCAAUCAAAUUGAUCCAAGGAGAAUAUCAAGGCAAUGUACCUGAUAGAUCGGAGUUGUGAAUAGCAGUUGCAUAACAAGGCAGCAAGUUUGGAUCAAACGAGGAGUCACAGCUCAACCCCAACAGGGUCAACCUGCCUCUUACUGAUCUUCUGCAGUUGUAAGUCUGAGAAUCUUGUAUGGCUAGUAACUUUUUGGGAUACAAAGAGGAGGAAAACCACAUCGAAAUGAGCUCUCACCCAGAUCACACUGUUAAAAAAGCUAACGCGCCAGCCGGAAAAGUAAAUGCAACAAAGAAGAAAUGGGAAACAAUGCUUCUUUCAGUUUCAUUUUGGAAUAACAUAUCUGUGCUUGCAUGUAUGAUUGCAGUCUCAAUGGAUCCUUUGUUCUUUUACAUUACAUUCCUUGAUCAUGAUAAAAAGUGCCUCGGAAUGGACAAAAGGCUGAGGACCGCAGUCCUCAUUACGCGAUCACUCACAGAUUUCUCGUUCCUAUUUCAUAGCGUAUAUGAAAUUCGUGAAGCUGUGAAAGCAGUGGACUUUGUGUCACAGAGAGGCAACUCAAAACUCUUCAACUGGUUUGGACACGCUAAGGCAAUAGCUAAGAAGUUGUCAUGGAGCUCUUUCCUAACUGACAUUUUCGCUAUUAUUCCAAUUCCACACGUGCUAAUAUUAGCACUGUUUUAUGCUCCCAAUUUUGGAUUUUCAAAGAACAAAAUGAAUCUGGAUUACAUGCUUCUGGUGCAAUAUGUUCCAAGGAUGUGCCGGAUCUUCAUCUCGUCUAGGCUGUUUAGAAAAAAUAGUAGCGUGUGGCUCAAAGUUGCAUUCUAUUUUUUUAUGUACAUUCUCUCAAGUCAUGUAAUUGGAGCAUUUUGGUACUUCAGUUCUAUUCAAAUCCAAGCAGUAUGUUGGCACUUGGCCCUCAGAGGAAGAGACGUCACCUUCCAAUGUGAUGGCCCUCCUCUAUCUGUAAGGAAUCGGGAGAUCAUAAAAACAAUGUGCAAAGCGACGAAGGGGGAAUUUGAUUAUGGAUCAUUUCUAGACACAAUCAAAGCCGACCAGAGACCUAAAACAUUGCGCCAAAAGUUAUUUUACUUUGUGUGGUGGGGACUUAAAAAUCUGAGUAACUAUGGUACAAACAUCGGUACAAGUAAAUACAUAUGGGAUAAUUGCUUUGCAAUUCUUGUUUCUGGUAUUGGCUUGGUACUAUUUGCUCUUCUUAUUGGACAUAUGCAGGAAAGUAUGCAGUCCUCGGAGGAGAAGAAAGUGGCAACUGAGAAGGUUCAAAUGAAAGAGCAAGAACUACAAGAAUGGAUGGAUAAAAAUGGUCUACCUGAAAAGUUGGGCAAAGACGCUACGAAGUUGAGGAUAGAGGUCAUGACAAAGAUUACAGAAAACUUGAAAGACGACAAAAAUGCUGAAGUACAAAACCUGUUCUCUCUUAUUCCCUGGAAUACCGUAAAAGAUCUCAAACUGUCUGUCUGCAUGAGUAUGCUAAAGAAAGUACGAAGGCUCAAAAAUAUGGAUGAAAGAGAAUUGAGACUGAUCUGCCAGUAUCUCAAGCCAGUGACCUACACUGAGAAAACAAUUGCUUUUCGAAUGGGAGAACCACUUGAUAGCAUGCUCUUUAUCAUGGAAGGUAUUAUGUUGAUCUACCCGACUAGUACUACUAAUACUACUACAGCUGAUCAUCAAGUUGGAAGAGCAAAUAUACGUUCCCCAUCAACAAUCCGCGGCUCCCUUGAGAGCGGUGAUGUUUAUGGAGAUGAACUUCUGAGUUGGGCAUCACCACCCGACAUGUCCGAUAUCUCUUAUACAGACCUUCCUAUCUUGACCGAAAAUGUAAAAUGUCUCUCAGAAGUAGAAGGCUUUAUUCUCACUGCCAAGGACUUGAAAUAUGUAGUCUCCAUGUACAAGUUACAGGGGAAUUACAAUAGUUCUAGCCAUCUGGUGGAGGAGGUGGAACGCUCUAUCUCAAGAGAGGAACAUCGAUCAAUGAUUUGUCGUGAGCACAUUAAUCCUACUCCGUGGCCAGGCACAGAUCAAGGUGGGGAUGAGGAAACAGGUAUUCAAGAAUCAAAUAACUGAAAUGUCCCAUAUUGUGAGAUUGGUUCAAGUGUACCUGCUUUGUAGUAAUCUAACAUUGUAUGUUGUGUGUGAGAUUUUCUUGAGUGCAAGUGCUUUGUAGGAACUGAUUAGUGCACUAGUAGAAUUAGUGUCUAGUCAUUUUGUAACAAAAGUUCCUUUCAAUUGUUCAACUAACGUGGCAUUUAUGAAUGGGUUAAAAUGUAAA